Molecule: messenger RNA, 2800 nt
Organism: Ipomoea triloba (trilobed morning glory)
Lineage: Eukaryota; Viridiplantae; Streptophyta; Magnoliopsida; Solanales; Convolvulaceae
Product: pentatricopeptide repeat-containing protein At2g18940, chloroplastic
Exons: 1
Coding region: 126-2594 (822 amino acids)
Molecular function (GO): protein binding
Source: RefSeq, a predicted model, not a curated record
UUGGGAAUCAACGUCAAUAUCCUCGCCCCUCGCCCCUGGACAUAGUUGCAGAUGUUAUCUCUUUGCACUUGCAGAUAGCAAAUUUGAAUUGAUUUUUCUUCUUUUUGUUUCAAAUAUUCUCAACAAUGGAGGGUACCCUUUUCCCCAACAAGCCAAUAUUGCCACUUCAAUCAACAAAGCCGCCGAAACCGGCACCUCCUCUGCCCUCCUCCAACCAGCGCUUGAAAUUAAACACCACAACGCUUCCUCUCCCUCCUCUCCAUCUCCACAACUUCCCUUCUCCUCAACCCUCUUUCCCUCUCGACUCUCUUCUUCAGCACCUAAACGGCACUUCACAAGAUGCUCAUUCGCAGAAACGGAUUGCAAUUCCGAGAACUAGUCAGGAUCCCACGGUUGAGGAUGAUGAUAGUGAUGAUGGGUCGCUUGAUUUUCUCCCAGAGAAUUGUAAGUCAAUGCUCAAUUCAAUUCUCCAACAGCCCUUGUCCGCGUUGCGUGCAUUUCUUGGUUCCGUGAAAUUUGAGUUGCUUGAAAUGGAUUUGAUGAGUUUACUGAAAGGGUUGGACGUUUGGGGCAACUGGGAAAGGGCCAUCUUGUUGUUUGAAUGGGUUGUUAUGAAUUCCAAUGCUGAAAGUGAAAAGCUAGAUAGUCAGGUUAUUGAAUAUAUGGUUAGGGUUUUGGGGAGAGAAUCCCAGCACUUGUUAGCCUCCAAUCUGUUUGAUGUUAUUCCACUUGAGGAUCACUCACUGGAUAUUAGAGCUUGGACCACUGUUCUUCAUGCUUACUCUCGUAGUGCCAAGUAUGAUAAGGCAAUUGCAUUGUAUGAAUAUAUUAAGGAGAGAGGUUUAUCCCCUAAUUUAGUCAUGUACAAUGUUAUGCUGGAUGUUUAUGGUAGGAAGGGUAGGUCUUGGGAUAUGAUAUUGUGCCUUCUAGAUGAGAUGAGGAGCAAUGGGCUUGAGUUUGAUGAGUUCACUUGCAGCACGGUUAUAUCUGCGUGUGCUAGGGAAGGGUUGUUUGAAGAAGCCAAGAAGUUUUUUGAUGGAUUGAAGUCGCAGGGCUAUGUUCCGGGGACAGUUGCUUACAAUUCCUUGCUUCAAGUUUACGGGAAGAUGGGGGCGUACUCUGAGGCUGUGAGUGUGCUUGAAGAAAUGGAGGAAAACAAUUGCCCUCCUGAUUCGGUGACAUAUAAUGAGCUUGUGGGUGCUUAUGUGAGGGCAGGUUUCCAUGAAGAAGGUGCUGCGCUUAUAGAAACUAUGACUCGGAAGGGUUUAAAGCCAAACGCCAUCACUUAUACCACAUUGAUAGAUGCUUAUGGUAAAGCUGGGAAAGAGGGCAAGGCUUUUAGCUUACUCGAACAGAUGAAACAGUCUGGCUGUGUUCCUAAUGUGUGUACAUAUAAUUCAAUCAUUGCAAUGCUGGGGAAGAAAUCUCGGAUAGAAGAGACGAUGGAGGUAAUCUCUGACAUGAAGUUGAAUGGAUGUACCCCUAAUAGGAUUACUUGGAACACGGUACUUGCAAUGUGUGGGAAUAGUGGAAUGCAGAAAUAUGUGAACCGCGUUUUUCAUGAGAUGAAGAGAUGCGGGUUUGAACCCAACAGGGACACGUUUAAUGCUUUGAUUUGUGCAUAUGCGAGGUGUGGAUCAGACUUCGAUGCAGGUAAAAUGUAUGAUGAGAUGAUCAAAGCCGGGUUUACUCCAUGUGUCAAUACUUAUAAUGCAUUUCUAAAUGCCCUGGCUCAUAGGGGUGAUUGGAGAGCUGCUGAAUCUGUUAUGUUGGACAUGAAAAACAAAGGAUUCAAGCCCAGUGAAACCACUUAUUCUUUGAUGCUCCAUUGCUACUCAAAGGGAGGGAAUGCAAGAGGCGUAGAAAGGAUUGCAAAAGAAGUUUACGACGGGCAUAUUUAUCCUAGUUGGAUGCUUAUGAGAAACCUUGUUCUUUCAAAUGUUAAGUGUAAAUCGCUGCAAGGCACAGAGAGAGCUUUUCAGGAAUUACAGAAGAAUGGGUACAGACCUGAUUUGGUGGUGUUUAAUUCCAUGCUUUCCAUAUUUGCGAGGAAUGUGAUGUAUGAUCGGGCAAAUGAAAUAAUGCGAUUGAUUCGAGAGAAUGGCCUGCAGCCAGAUUUGUUAACCUAUAAUACCUUAAUGGAUAUGCAUGCAAGAGCUGGUGACUGUUGGAAAGCAGAAGAUAUCCUGAAUGGAGUGGAGGAAGAAAUCGGUGAAAAACCAGAUCGCGUGUCCUACAACACUGUCAUCAAAGGGUUUUGUAGACAAGGGCUUAUGCAGGAAGCUGUGAAACAUUUCUCCAACAUGACAGCAGCUGGGAUUCAACCUUGUAUCAUUACGUACAACACAUUCGUUGCUGGGUAUGCAUCACAAGGCAUGUUUUCACAAGUAAAUGAACUGAUCAGUUACAUGAUUCAGCACAACUGCAGACCGAAUGAGCUCACAUACAAAACUGUUGUAAAUGGUUACUGUAGAGCAAGAAGAUAUGAGGAUGCUAUUGAUUUUGUUUCUGCAAUUAGGGAAAAAGACACUUACUUUGAUGAACAAUCGCUGCAAAGACUUUCUGCUCUGGUAAGGGAUUGUAUGCAGUUCUGACUUUCUGAAACUCCCACAAAUACAACAUGCUCAAAUCCAGGUGCACCUGCUUUUUUUUUCUUUUUUUUUUAAAUGAAUGUAAUGUGUCUCUUAACAGUACAGGCUCAUUCAACUUGUAUGAGUUCAAACUUCCUUCAAGCUUUUUUGUUCAAAGCAUUCAAAUUGCUAUGUCUAAGAAAUAAAAGGUUCAGAAGAGUACUUGCAAA